This is a messenger RNA of Gadus morhua (Atlantic cod), 4348 nucleotides long. RefSeq lists its product as uncharacterized. The record is from RefSeq and is a predicted model, not a curated record. Lineage: Eukaryota; Metazoa; Chordata; Actinopteri; Gadiformes; Gadidae. The coding region runs from base 1051 to 2433 and encodes 460 amino acids. The transcript is spliced from 6 exons.
GUCUGUGUGUGUGUGUGUGUGUGUGUGUGUGUGUGUGUGUGUGUGUGGGGUGUGCUAGGGAUAUGCGUAGUCGAAUCGGCUGAACUGUAGGGGUGUUAGCAGAUUGAUCACUGUGUUGUUGGAAGGAUAGCCGUGUGUGUGUGUGUGUGUGUGUGUGUGUGUGUGUGUGUGUGUGUGUGUGUGUGUGUGUGUGUGUGUGUGUGUGUGAGAGAGUGUGUCAACAGAUGUUUCAUGGGCUAUGAUUCUAUUAACAAUAUGUGGACAGCAGUAGUAUUAUAUGAUACAAUUCUUAUAACAGAUGUGUUUGUACGUAGUGUAGGAUAAAAGUGUAAUUCAAUGCCUUUGAACAAUGAGGGAUUGUAUAAUUCGGUGCCUUAAUGUCUGUGGAGAAGCAACGCCUCUAUUGUUACACAUAUGUCUGACGACCAUGGCACCCCCCGGCUCCAUGUUGAUUAUGGGGGAGCUGUCUAUGGAAGACACAGGCUGUUUGAUGGCUCCCUGGUACUAUACAGAGUGAUUUGAUGUGUGUGUGUGUGUGUGUGUGUGUGUGUGUGUGUGUGUGUGUGUGUGUGUGUGUGUGUGCGUGCGUGUGUGUGUGUGUGUGUGUGUGUGUGUGUGUGAGAGACGUAAUAAUGUGCUUUUUAUAUUCUAUCCCACUAUAUUACGAAAACCGACUUUGGUUCACAUUGACAAUAUAUUAGGUGAUAUCAUGAUACUAUUAAGAUAGUUUAGUAAUUUUUCAUCCGUAUUUGGAUCAACUUUAUUUUACCAUUAGUAUAAGGUCUGUCUAUGAUGCGUUGAGUGGGCGUAGGCCUGUAGGACCUACGUGUGCGUGGGUCCAGUACCUAUUGGACAGGCGUCUAUGACGUCGGGGGCCUUAGGUGCGAAUGAUGCAGAUAGGGCGUCUAUCAGGCAUAAAUAUACGGGGUCCCGUGAUACGGGAGCGUACGACCUCCGACCCAGACGUUAGCCACACUAUUCUAAGUUAGUAAACGCGUCGCAGCAGCUGGAAGAAAAAAAAAAAAAAACAUCGAUCCGUCCUGCACAACUAUGCCGACUGACUCGAAUUGCGGUGCCGGAGGCGAGAGCGUGAAACAGCAGCAGGGUCCACGUGGAAAUUUGCAGGAUAUUCGGCUCAACAGACCGAUUCUAGCAGACCAGACUAAUGUGCUGACAAGCGGUAGUUUUGUACCUAUCGAGGCCAAUGUCAUUCAGCGCCCCUCCGGACGACUCAACAGACCGAUUCUAGCAGACCAGACUAAUGUGCUGACAAGCGGUAGUUUUGUACCUAUCGAGGCCAAUGUCAUUCAGCGCCCCUCCGGAACAAAUCGACUGACCAAGAAGAAUUUGAAAAGAUCGGCGGGAAUAGGCGGGGCUAUACCCUGCUCACCGCAGGCCAUAGAACAGCUACAAAUUCCUUAUAAAAAGGCCCGCAAGGACGCCACCCACGGUGGUCUAGCUCCGGAGAAUUUUACCCAUGUUAUUCAGGCCGUUAUAAAUCCGCAAAUCGCGCCACAUGGAGCGGCAUGGACUGAUUCCAACCACCAAGUGAUUGCGGACGUGGAGGUGCGUGUGUCGGCGGCGCCUACAGAGACAGUCGCCGUGCAACCGGAUGGGACUAUACAACACGUCUAUGGAGAUCCCCAGUGUGCGACACCAGCAGGGCUGACCAUCAAUGAUUGGCCUGGUCUUGACGACAUCCUGGACGCGUCCUGGAAUUCAUCGCUGCUGGAACAUAGCGACUUCACUCCAGCUCUGUGGGUCGACUCUCCAGCUACAUCCGUAGAGGCUACCACCAGUGCAGAGCCUGUACAACACCACCAGCCUGCAGGCCCUGCAUCUGGAUCCCUACACGCCAUUCAAGCCCCUAUCUGCGACUCUCCGUGUAUCGUGAGUCCCAUCGCUCAUGAGGUAGCGGUGCUGCGGCUACCAGCCGGUCCCGCAAUUGCUGAUGGUGAAUACUGGGCUGUGCCGCAAGAUGCUAAAUGGCGUAAAGAAUUUGCUGAUAAAUUAGCCGUGUUAACUGCAACGGUGGCUGUAAACUCCUCAGCCAUUGAUCGUCAGAUUAAACGUGGUGACAGUAGAUAUCAGGCUCUCGAAGAGCAGACGAAGCAGUCCUUCAGCGCUAUCAGGCUCGAAAAUGCGCGUGAUCGGAUGAUUGCUGAAUCCCCAAACACUGAAACCAGUAAUGGACGUGCAAUUGUGGUCCUUCAACGUAAGCAUUUGGCGGCCGCGGUAGCUGUGCGAGGCAACACGCAGGGCAUAGCGAAAAUUAGCUCAGUAGAGGCGUUAAGAGCUUCUAAAACCGCUCGAAAAUUAUGGUUAAUGGAAUCUACUUGCAAAGCUAACCUGGAUGCCUAUAGGGCAUUGUGUACCGAGAUGUCUGUGAUGAGUGACACAGUAGCAAAGCUCUCGUUGAAUGCUAUUAUUUGAUUUGUGUUUUUGUUUUUUUCUUUUAUCUUGUGGAGAGGGUAUUUUUUUUUGUUUUAAACUGCAUGUAAUAAAACUUUUUUUUCAUUUAAUACCUGACUAAUUAACGUUUUUUUUUUUUUAAAUAUAAUUUUUAUAUAUAUAUAUAUAUAUAUAUUUUAUUUUAUUUUCUAUCGGCAUUAAAAAAAAAAAAAAACUAUAGCCGUACACCAUGCAUAACGCCAUUAACCCUAGAAAAAGGAAAUUCAAAUCUAUAGACGGUAAUCCCAAGAGACGGCGUAGAUCUGAUAGUGGGGGUAGCAUUAUGGAUUUAGAACUUGAAGAGAUGACAAUGCGGUAUGACGCAACCGGCGAUACGUCUCAUUUGUCGGGCAUAGGCCAUGUGGUGGGUGGGGACAUGUAUGCAGAAGGUUGUUUAGACAGGCGGGAAAUAUGUGUUGGCGUAGAUAGAACUAGACGGGUGUUAAUUGCAGCUGAUGCAUGGGGUCGUAGCAUGGCUAAUGCUCUAUAUCAGGCAGCACAGAUAAAUGUUUCGAACGAACCAUGUCUAGAUGACGUGGUGGGGCUAGAGGCACCAGGAGAUUUAGACACAAGGGGUGUGUUGUAUUCGGGGGGAAACACACGAGAUGUACUUAACGCUGUCGGGGGGCGGUUGGAUAGUGCACAAGAGAGUCUAUACAUAUCCACACAGAUCGAUGUAUUGCAUGGGUCGCAACGUGAUGAAGGGAUUGGCGCGGGUUUUCAGGACCCCCCGGCCGCGGCAGGGGUCCCUAUAGAGUCGAGGGGUGUGGUGUAUGUGGGGUCAAACACGCAAGAUGUACUUAACGCUGUCCGGGGAUGGUUGGAUAGUGCACAAGAGAGUCUAUACAUAUCCACACAGAUCGAUGUAUUGCAUGGGUCGCAACGUGAUGAAGGGAUUGGCGAGGGUUUUCAGGACCCCCCGGCUGUGGCAGGGGUCCCUAUAGAGUCGAAUAUACAGGUCGGUGGUGGUGGCGGUGGUGGUGGCGUGGGGGGUGGCGGUGGUGGCGGUGAUGGCGAUGCUGUUGUUGACGAUGAUGGCGAUGCUGUUGUUGACGAUGAUGACAGUGGUGACGGUAGCGGUGUGGGGGAUGGAGGUGCUGGUGAUGGUGCUGCUUAUGAUGGUACACAGGUGUCUGCUGUAACGGGGGAAGAUAAUGGCGAGUUGCAUACCAGAUUAUUUCCCCGGUUUAACGGCUUUGAGGUUAGACAGUCCAUUGACCUGAGAAGUAUAUCCCUUGCAAAUUUACAGGAGGUCCCUGAUUUGAUCAGGGAGAGACUGUCAGAUGCCAUAACAAGCUGCUCGCAAAGUGCAGCCGAUGGUAGUGUCUUAAACGUGGUGCUGAGAGGUCCUUCAUUGGCCUCUGAUGUACAGGCUGUGCUCGUAACGGGUGACGAUUACAAUGAGGAUUUGUUUAUGGAGCAUAUUAGCCAAGUCAUACAGAGCAACGACACAGGUCUGACGGAUGAUGUGCUAGAGCUGGUGGUCACAGGGGUCCACAACAAACGGGGUGGGGCACGUUUGAAGUUAAAAAACAUUCCCUAUGAUGAAAUCAUACACAAGAAGAAGCUAAGUCUCUACACCCCGAGUAAUACUCAUAACAAUUUGUGUUUCUCACUAUGCAUGACACAUUUUCUGCAUGAAGGGGUAACCGGGGGUGACACAGCGUCCGAAGAGACUAAUUUGGAGGCGGCUCGCAAAUUACACAGUGAUCUGGGGUUUGACCCGGAUCACUCUGUGGGUUUCUCGGAUGUUUCCAAAUUUGAGAGACAUCUAGAUGUUAAAAUCCUGAUAUUUCAUCAUAAUGACACAUUCAGGAAGCUGGAGAUGUUCCAGACACAUACAGCCCAGCAUCCUAAAACAGUAUGGCUGUACCUCCAUGAUAGCCACUAUCAUUGC